Aspergillus ibericus CBS 121593 is the source of this 2432-nucleotide messenger RNA. RefSeq names its product putative C6 transcription factor. The transcript has 4 exons. Gene Ontology annotation, biological process: regulation of DNA-templated transcription; DNA-templated transcription. The record is from RefSeq and is a predicted model, not a curated record. Bases 161 to 2155 code for a protein of 664 amino acids. Gene Ontology annotation, cellular component: nucleus. NCBI's taxonomy places the organism in Eukaryota, Fungi, Ascomycota, Eurotiomycetes, Eurotiales, Aspergillaceae. Gene Ontology annotation, molecular function: zinc ion binding; DNA-binding transcription factor activity, RNA polymerase II-specific; DNA binding.
UGACUUGCAGCUUAAAUACUCCGCCCACUUUCCAUCGCUGCUCGAGCUCCAACUCAUCGCCAUGCUCUCCCUCUGGCCCGUGGCUUAGACCUUAAAUGCUGCCCAAUUCCCCAUCUCUCCCCCAUCUCCCUUUCCCCUCCCGGGCCUGGAUCUCAACACCAUGACUUCCUCACGACGAAACGGCCAACCGCUGCCUUGUGAACCUUGUCGCAAGGCCAAGGUUCGCUGCGACAACACUAUCCCCCAAUGCCAGAAUUGUAUGCGUCGUGGCAAGGCGGACAAUUGCGUCUACCCCACGGCCCCCGUCACUCGGACGUGGUACUCGGACAAUGCUCCCUCGCCCACCGCAUCGCCUCGUCCGCAACCCCGCCCGGACUCGGCCCUUCAAGAUCGGCCGUCGUCCGGCGGGGAUGAGAAGCUGACCGUCGAUUUCACUAACAACUCGGCCGUAUUCAGCGACAUCGGAGACCAAAUCAAACGCUCUUUAGUCAUUGACGCUCCCACAGCGGCUCGGCCCGAUUCCAAGCAAAUUCAACUGGGCGCCCGACUGCUGGCGUUGUUGUUUGACAACUUCCAAUUGUACGAGCGACUGGCCGAGACUUCGGUUGAGGUGUGGCCGGAGGGGUGUGUUCUAGGCUACCGUUUGAUCAGCGGCAUGUUUGAGGCUCUGGAAGACCUGCACAAGGCUCUGACGGAAGACCCGAACACCACCAAGGACCUGCAGUCCAGUCUGCUCCGUUGGUCUCAGAAGAUCUUUGACGACAGCUCCAAACCCCUCGCCGUACAUCCCGCCAUGUCCCCGGAGGACUACAUCCGUCGGAUUUCCGGGAGAUGGGAGGGAAUCGGGCUGGUCUUCACGGUCGUCGGUCAAGGUGCCAUGCUGGAACGAGACUGGAGAUCGAUCCGUGCGAAGGAGGGGAACGUACCGAGGGACCAGAAGACUCUCGCGGCCCAAGCGGUCAGUGGAAGCGACGCUUGUCUUCAGUUUUGCGAUCUCUCGGGUGCCGUGAACGAUUCCCUGGGUUGGCUGCUUUUCCAACACAUACACCUUCUGACCUUGGUCUCUGGCGAAAGCGAUCCGCGAGCGUGGAGAAGGCUCGCUGACCUGUCGACAACGGUCUUCACACUCAGUCACAACCCGCCCGAAGACAAGCGCAUCCCCUUCUUUUUGCUCGAACUGCGCAAACGACUGGUUGCGGGAGCAUACAGCAUCGACAAGCAGCUGGCAACAUUUCUCGGACGGCCUCCUCAGAUCAGCUGGCGCUACUACGAUGUACAGUUUCCCCUGGACUUGAGCUACGAUGAGAUUUUGGCGGAGCCAAAGGUCCGCGAAGCGGCCAUCAGCCAGCUUGACAAAACGGGCUGGAACACCCAGGGCAUCGUGGAACAGGCUGCCUGGAUGCGCAUCGCCCUUCUCAUUGGGUCCACAAGAGAACAGAUCCUCGAGCUGUCACUCAGCCGUCGCAUUGAGGACUUGCCACGUAAAGUCCAGGAGGUAUCGCAACAAUCUCACAAGACAUGGAAUGACUUGCCGGGCUUCCUCCGCUGGCGCCCCGGAGAUUCGGACUCGAAUGACAGCAGUGUCCUGGUUCCGUUGUAUCUCAACUUCCUCUACAAUGACUUUCUCCUCUACCGUGUUCUGGUCCGACGGUCGCAAUCGGGGUCGGAGGGUCUCAUCAGCGUGUCCCAGAACAUACUGGCCACGAUUCUGGAGCUCAUCGGCAAGGAAAUCGGGUCCAGAACGGGGACCUAUAAUGUGGGAUGGAAUGCCUCAUCGUUUGGCAUUCCGGCGGCCGGCGUCUUAGCAAUCGAGCUGCUAUGCCAAGCCGAAUCCCAGUCGCAGCUACCUCCCAGCACCUUCCGACGAUCGGAGGUGAUCCAGAAACUGACCGUCUUCGCCUCGCACCUGCAGUACGUUGUGCGCCCGCAUGACGGCAUGUAUGAGAUCUGCCAGCGUGCGCGACAAGCCAUCUCCAAUAUUCUGGAUCGCAUCCUGACGGUCAAUCCUCCUCCGUUGCCUGCAUCCCUGCCGGCCGAUGUGCUGGCGACCAAUUGGUUGAACGGGGAGGCGGUGGUCCUGGACGACGGGACAGAUCUUUUCCGCUGGCUGGACGGCGCUUACUCUCACGCGUCCCGACGGGAGUCCUGGGCUUGAUGCCGCGUACACAUGAUGACUUAUGACGCCUUUGACGACCAUAGACAUCCCGGCGUCGGGCAUUUACUGGUAUCACGAUUGAUGAUAUACCCUGCUUUGAUGAAAAGUGAAUGAUCUACCAUGAUUUUCUGCGUUCGCUUUCGGCCAUGAGAUUCCUUUUGCGUUGCCUCAUUGCGUCCCACCAUUCCCAUGCCAUAGGUUGUUUUCUUUCGUUAUCUACGUUCACCUAAUGCUAUAAUUGACGUCGUUAUUGGGGUUGCCACAGUUUCCCAUCCGG